AUGGUGAAAAAAUCCGCCAACGGCGGAGUUUAUCCACCCGAAGGCGGGGAGAAAAAAGUCGGCUUUGUUGGACUGGACCCAGGCGCUGCCGAGACCAGUAGAGACGGUGCUCUACUCAUAGCGGGUUCGGAGACCACCAAGCGGGCCAGCAUCUUAUGCAGACCCAGACAAGGGAGAGCCAAUAAGAGGAAUGCCGGCUAUCGCAAACUACAGAAUUUCCUCUACAAUGCUUUGGAGAGACCGAGAGGCUGGGCGUUCAUAUACCACGCUUAUGUAUUUGUGCUGGUGUUCUCCUGUCUCGUGCUCUCUGUCUUCGCCACCAUCAAGGAAUUCAAGAAGAGCUCAGAGAGUGCCUUAUAUAUUCUGGAAAUCGUGACCAUCGUGGUGUUUGGAGUGGAGUACAUUGUGAGGAUUUGGGCAGCAGGCUGCUGUUGCCGCUACAGAGGAUGGAGAGGCCGGCUCAAGUUUGCCCGCAAGCCCUUCUGCAUCAUCGACAUGAUGGUGCUGAUCGCGUCCGUGUCGGUGCUAGCGGCCGGCUCGCAGGGGAACGUCUUCGCCACCUCUGCCAUCAGGAGUCUGCGCUUCCUGCAGAUCCUGCGCAUGCUCCGAAUGGACCGCCGCGGCGGCACAUGGAAACUCCUGGGAUCUGUGGUCUAUGCGCACAGCAAGGAGCUGAUUACUGCCUGGUACAUUGGCUUCCUGUGUCUCAUCUUGGCCUCCUUCCUGGUGUACUCCGUGGAGAAGGACGACAACGAGAUGUUUGAGACAUAUGCUGAUGCAUUGUGGUGGGGCAUGAUCACCUUGACGACGAUAGGCUAUGGUGAUAAGUUCCCAAUAACAUGGAACGGGCGGCUCAUCGCCGCAGCCUUCAGCAUGAUUGGUGUGGCCUUCUUUGCACUUCCUGCUGGUAUUCUUGGCUCUGGCUUUGCUCUGAAGGUACAGGAGCAACACAGGCAGAAGCAUUUUGAGAAACGUCGAAAUCCAGCGGCAGGUCUUAUUCAGAGUGCCUGGAGAUUUUAUGCAACUAAUUUAACUCGAACAGACCUAUUGGCAACAUGGGACUUCUAUGAACAGAAUGUAUCCGUUCCGAUCUACAGGCUCAUCCCUCCAAUCAAUCAGAUGGACCUUCUAAGAAGUCUGAAGGGAAAGACUGGGUUCAGGAAGGAUGCCCAGCCUGCGGAAUCCUCUCCAAGCCGUAAGCCCAGCCUUAAAGAUAAAGUGUUUCAGAGCCCCUCCAAACACGUGAGUGGCAAAGAGAGCAAGACGGCUGGCGCAGAGGAAGGAGUGGAGGACAGCCCAAGCAAAGUGGCCAACCUCGCCAAGCACGCCUUCCGCAUCAAGGGCGCCGCCUCUCGCCAGAACUCUGAAGAGGCAAGCCUUCCUGGAGACGAGCUUGGAGAUGAGGGGCCCUCCUGGGAUUUACCUCCUGGUGUGAAGGUGACCAUUCGAGCAGUCUGCGUUAUGCGCUUCAUGUUGUCAAAGAAGAGAUUUAAGGAGAGCUUGCGGCCGUACGACGUGAUGGAUGUGAUUGAGCAGUAUUCUGCCGGACACCUGGACAUGCUCUCACGCAUCAAAAGCCUUCAGUCCAGAGUUGACACGAUAGUGGGUAAAGCUGGCGCCCCGGCGGGCGAGAAGGAAAAGCCCAAGACCCCGGGGGAGGGCGAGCCCUCCGAGGACCCCAGCAUGAUGGGCCGCAUGGGGCGUAUGGAGAAGCAGGUCCUUACCAUGGACAAGAAGCUGGACUUCCUGGUGCAAGUCUACAUGCAACGCAUGGGCAUUCCACGCUCCGAGACCGAGGCCUUGCUCGGCUUCAAAAUGGCUGACCCCGCUCCCCCUUACCACAGCCCAGAGGACAAGAGCGAGAAGGAGGAGGACGUGAAGAAGAUCAGCUGCGCUGCGGAGCCGCCACCGCUGGGCUGCAGCACGCCCUGCGAGACGCGGCAUCCGUCCGCCAUGCCGUGGAACCGGCAGCCUCCGUCCCGGCAGCCGUCGCCGCCGUCCCCGCCGCAGCCCGAGGACGAGCCGCUGUGCGUGCCGCGCUGGAACAGCAGCCGCGGGGUGUCGCCCGUGGGCACCGACGACCCCUCGCUCUACCGCAUCCCUCCGCCGCCGCUCACGCACGACGCCACCGCCGAGAGCAGCCGCCAGCGACGCCACCGCCGGCACCGGCCCAUCACCGCCGCCACCGCCGUGGCCUCCACCGCCGGCGCCGAGAGCGACACGUCCAUGUCCAUCCCCUCCGUCGACCACGAGGAGCUGGAGCGCUCCUUCAGCGGCUUCAGCAUCUCGCAGGCGCGCGAGGACGACUUCGCGCCCGCGCCCUCCGGCGUCGGGGUGUUUGGGGGCGUGGGGGGCACCUUCCGCGCCCGCCUCAGGCCCUACCUGGCCGAGGGGGAGUCGGACACGGACUCCGAGCUGUACACGCCCGGCGCGCCGUCCCCUCUCUCCUGGGGGGAGGGCCAGUAUGCGGAGCGGGCCUGGAAGUAG
Messenger RNA from Sardina pilchardus (European sardine), 2487 nucleotides. RefSeq names its product potassium voltage-gated channel, KQT-like subfamily, member 2a (gene kcnq2a). Bases 1 to 2487 code for a protein of 828 amino acids. The record is from RefSeq and is a predicted model, not a curated record. Gene Ontology annotation, biological process: potassium ion transmembrane transport. The transcript is spliced from 15 exons. Gene Ontology annotation, cellular component: membrane; voltage-gated potassium channel complex. Lineage: Eukaryota; Metazoa; Chordata; Actinopteri; Clupeiformes; Clupeidae. Gene Ontology annotation, molecular function: voltage-gated potassium channel activity.